AUGCGUGCUCGCUUCGGCAGCACCUAUACUAAAAUUGGAACGAUACAGAAGGAACAUGCCACGGUUAGAAAGAAUGCAGCUAUUGUUCGGGAAAUCCAGACUGGGAUCGGAGGCAAGCGAGCUGCCCAAGUCUCCAGAGUCAAUGCAACAAGCAACUUGCUCUGUCUUUACAUCAGCCGCUAUGGCUGCAAUGCUGACAACCCCGUUGCAGAAAUUUCCCAGAUGAGUCGGUGGAUGCCAAAGCCUCGGGCAGAGGCCCACGUGCCUAAAAGGAAACUGUGCUGUGAGAAAGGGUCAAAAGAGGACAGCCCGGCGUCCAAGCACCCGCGUCUGGACAGGCUGCCAGGGCCAUCACCCUGCCUCCAGCCCCUGCCUCAGUGCCCUCCUUCCGCAGGAAAGGAUUUGACCAUCACUCAGAUAGGCCACUAUAUCCUUCUGGAGCCGACAGAAGGUGGACGCACCUACAGGGCUGUGGACAGACACACUGAGGCAGAGCUGACUUGCAAGGUUUAUCCGGCAAAGAGCUACCCGGAGGUGAUGGCGCCAUACGGUGCUCUCCCCUCGCACCCCAACAUUGCCCGGGUGGCCGAGGUCAUUGUGGGGGACCAGAACGUUUACGUCUUUUUUGAGCCCGGGAAGGACAACAUGCAUGACCUGGUGAGGCGGCGCAAGCGUGUGCCGGAAUUGGAGGCCGUCGCCCUUUUCCGACAAAUGGCCGAAGCCGUCGCCCACUGCCACCAGCACGGCAUCGUCCUUCGGGACAUCAAACUGAGGAAGUUUGUCUUCGCGGAUCGGGAACGAUCCAAGUUGCUGCUGGAGAAUCUGGAAGAUGCCCAGGUCCUUCUAGGUCCCGAUGACGCCUUAGUGGACAAGCACGGCUGUCCCGCUUACGUGGGUCCCGAAAUCCUGAGCUUCAAGGGAUCCUAUUCUGGAAAGGCCGCGGAUAUCUGGAGCCUGGGGGUGGUCCUCUACACUCUGCUGGUGGGCUGCUACCCCUUCCAGGACACCAAGCCCAUUUCAUUGUUUGGCAAGAUCUGCCGUGGACGCUUUAGAGUCCCCGGCGAUCUCUCGCCUAAGGCUCAGUGCCUUAUCCGGUGCCUCUUGCGAAGGGAUCCGGCUGAAAGGCUGACCGCCAGCGGGAUCCUGCUCCAUCCUUGGCUGGCUUCGAACCCCGUCCCCAAGGCGUUGGGGGUCAGCCCCGCUGGAGGGCAGGGACCGGACCAAGUGGUUCCCGAAAUGGGGAGGUGCAGAAAGGAUUCGGAUAAAUUGCGAGAAGAGGGACAGAUGAAGUGGCCUUGAGGGGAG
This is a messenger RNA of Protobothrops mucrosquamatus (brown spotted pit viper), 1305 nucleotides long. Its product is annotated as tribbles homolog 3-like. The record is from RefSeq and is a predicted model, not a curated record. Lineage: Eukaryota; Metazoa; Chordata; Lepidosauria; Squamata; Viperidae. The transcript has 5 exons. Gene Ontology annotation, molecular function: protein kinase activity; ATP binding; mitogen-activated protein kinase kinase binding. The coding region runs from base 1 to 1299 and encodes 432 amino acids. Gene Ontology annotation, cellular component: nucleus. Gene Ontology annotation, biological process: regulation of MAP kinase activity; protein phosphorylation; positive regulation of proteasomal ubiquitin-dependent protein catabolic process.